Molecule: messenger RNA, 1603 nt
Organism: Ostreococcus lucimarinus CCE9901
Lineage: Eukaryota; Viridiplantae; Chlorophyta; Mamiellophyceae; Mamiellales; Bathycoccaceae
Gene: VDR1
Product: Violaxanthin de-epoxidase related, chloroplast
Exons: 1
Coding region: 20-1591 (523 amino acids)
Biological process (GO): xanthophyll cycle
Molecular function (GO): violaxanthin de-epoxidase activity
Source: RefSeq, a predicted model, not a curated record
CACCCGCGCUUCCGGCUUCAUGCGCGCCGACGCGUUCGCGUCCGCAUCGCGCGCGCGACCGGUGGCGCAGCACACCGCGUCGUCCGCGCGUCGCCGCGGUCCCGCGCGCGCCGCGCGCGUCGUCGCCACCGCCGUGACGUCGCCCAUCCAGCCCAGUCCCGACGUCGUCGACGCGUCGCGCGCGGCGUCCAGCGCCGCGUGCACCGUGGCGUGCUUCGCGCGAAAGGAUGCGUUGUCGUUCAUGCGGUAUCCGAAAUCACUCGCGGCGCGCGGACGGUUCGACGUCGAGGGGCCGAGCUUUGGUGAAGUGUUCGAACACCUGGCGAGAAGAGUCGCGUGGAGCGACGCGGACGAGGGAACGCUACGGAUGAUCGUGGUCGAUGUCGACGCGAGCGAUGAAGAGAUGCGGGCGAGCGGUGCGAGCGAUGCGGAUGUCUUCAUCGCGAUAGAUGUCGAUGAUGAGGAGACGGCGGGGAGAGUGCGACGCGCUACGGCAUCGGCGGCGACUGGUUGCGCGCUGAAUUCACCGGCGUUGGAGGCGGACGAGCGGAUUUGUUAUCAGCCGACGCGACAGUUGCGCGCGGUAGGCGCAAAAUUAACGCCUUGGAGUCAGGCGGCGAAGGAUGUACGACUGAUGGAUCAAGUGAAGGAGUUGUACGCGCGUGGAAAUCAUCUCGAUACGUUGCUCUCAAUCUUGUUGCUCGUCGACGCGUCGGGCGCUCGCGUGCCGGCAGUCGACAUAAACCAGGACAUCACGCUCGGUAACGUUUGGUGCAUCGCGAGCAACUGCAACAAACAGUUACUCGCGUGUUACCAGAAUCCGCAAUGCAAAAAGAGCCUCGAUUGCGUGGAUGCGUGCGGACUCAACGAUCAAGUGUGCACGUACACGUGCAUAAGGAGCUAUCAGAACGAACAGUUUGAGAAGCUCGCUAGGUGCAUGCUUCACAAGCACAAUUGUCUCGGGAACGACGCCAAGCGACCGCAGUUACCGGCUGUGCUUCCCAUGACGACGUGGCGUGGCGAGAUGUUGACGCACGCCGCCGCGGAGCGUAUAAUGCAAGGAUGGCUCGGCGAAAAGCAAUACAGUUGGCUCGCCGUCGCUGGGCAAAAUCCUGCGUACGAUUACUUUCCGAAUCAGUUCCAGAUAUGGUACAAGGAUAAGAAAAACAAAACUGCUUUCUGGUAUAAUCCUGUUUUCAAAGUGAACACUCUCGACGGUCGGAGCGUGUACCGUCGAAGCGAUUACCGAUGUAGGCGCGCAGAGACACCGGGAACAUUUAUUUUUUCCUUCAUGGACAACGGCGUGACGAGCGAGGAGUACUGGCGCGUCGUCGACGCCGCGGAUGAUUUGAGUUGGUCGCUGUACUACUACGCUGGUGCGGCAAAGUCUGCCGGUCAGUCUUAUAUCGGUGCUGUUUUGGCGACUCCUGACGGUCUUUGGCCGGCGGAAGAUCAGAUGGACCGCAUCGAAGACUCUCUGUGGCGCGGUUGUGGCGUAAAAAUAUGGGAAAUGUGCCAAGUAGAUAACAGCACGGCGCACGACGGCGACGCGCCGCUCGAACCGUUACACGAACCGUCUCUAAUGCCUUAGCUGACAUCGAUU